UUGAAGUUAUGUGGAGAGGAGAUCGACGAACUCCUUAUUGACAUUCUGCAUUCCCAUCUACGAGAAGGACCUUGCGGUGAAGGAGAUUUCAAGAUUCUCCUUUCCUUUUCUUGCCUUGAUUUUCCUGUUGAUCCCUGAGAUUCGAUACAAUGUCAUCCGAUCCCCAAACAGAUGAGAUGCUUUUAUUAGUAUCAUCUUUUUCUGGAGUUGUUGAUUCUCCUGCAUCAGAUUCAAAGGCAAAAAAACCUCCCAAAAGAAGAUCUCGUGCUUCAGAAAGAGCUCCUACAACAUUAGUGUUCACGAAUCCUGCAGACUUACAUAGUCGGGAGCAGAUACUUACUGGAGCGUGGAUGCAUGAAUCUCACGAUGUUUCUUUGGAUCUUUUUCCGUUCGUGUCCCACUGUUCGUUGUUCUCUUUGGGUUCUGAGUUCACCAAACUAGAUUUGAUCUCACUGUGGAUUGCUGAAGGACUUUUUCUGUCUCUGAUAGAUGAUUCUCGCAAAGCAGAGGAUGUUGCAAGUGACGUCUUCGACUCUUUAGUGUCUCACCGAGUCCUCGUUUUCUCUAGGUUUGAUAAAAUUCCUGAUUUUAUGAACCCUGGGAUUGGGAGAUUACUGUACAAAGUAAAUGAUUCCUCCACUUUGCCGCCUUCUUUUCGACCUGCUCUCCUCGACAACCGUCUCUUCAUAUUUCCUUCUCGCGGUCCCUCUGUUGAGCAAGUCCCUCGUGAUCUGUUUUUGUGGCUGAAGCACUUAAGAUCUUUGAAUUUGUCUGGAAGCCAUUUGUCUAUCAUUCCAAGCUCCAUUGGGAAUUUAAAGUGGUUGAUCUAUAUGGACCUCUCCUAUACACCCAUUAAAUUCUUGCCUGAUGCAAUGGUUUCUCUUCACAAUUUGCAGACUUUGAAGCUAAGGUAUUGUUCCAAUCUAAGGGCUUUGCCCAAGAAUAUGAGGAAGCUUACCAAUCUUAAGCAUCUUGAUCUCGAUGUUCUUAGGGCAUUGGAUUCCAUGCCCAUAGGAAUGGGUCAAUUAACUAACCUUCAAACUCUGUCUGCAUUUCUUGUUGGUAAGAAUGAUGGGAACCGAAUAUUAGAACUGAAGCAUAUAGUUAAUCUUGCUGGAGCAUUCUGCAUUUCAAGACUUGAGAAUGUUUCUUCUUUUGAGGAAGCUAAGGAAGCUGCUUUGAUAGAAAAGAAGUUUCUGGGAAAGUUGGAACUUAGGUGGACUAAUAGAAGAGUUCGCUCAAACAAUUUUGUAGAUCAGGAGGAAGAAAAAAUCCUUGAGCAUCUUCAACCUCCUUUGGGAAUUCAAUUCUUGAGGAUUGUUUGCUAUUGUGGUUCUAAGCUUCCCAGUUGGAUUAGUCAUCCUUCAUAUGAUUCUCUAACUGAUCUUACUCUACAUAGUUGUAGUGACUGCAAAUUCCUUCCAUCUAUUGGUGAACUGCCAUCACUUCAGGUUUUGAAAAUAGUAGAAAUGAUUGAAUUGAAAAGCAUAGAUCAUCAUUUUUGCAGGAAGGACUUCAACCAACAAGACCAUGCAUUUCCUAAACUACAGAAGCUUACAAUUGAAUCCAUGUCAAAGUUAGAAGAUUGGACAGGAAUACAAAACGGUGACUUCCCAGAGUUACACACACUUAAAGUGGAACGUUGCCCUCUACUAGUUUCACUUCCCUUGCUUUAUUACCUCUAUUCCCUCAAGCAUUUAGAACUAAACCAUUGCCCUAGUAUACUUGCUUUGCCAGACUCUGAUUUGCCUCUUUCUCUUGAAUUUUUCUUGAUGAAGGAUUGCGCUGAACUGAAGAAACGUUGUCACAAAGACGAAGGCAAAGAUUGGGGGAAAAUAUGUCAUGUUCCCAAGAUAGUGAUUGAUUAUGAGAAAAUUUCUUGGCAAGUAAGUAUGCCAGAGGAAUUGAGUGAUCCAAAUUAAACAUCUAGCACUAGCAGAUACUAUGUAAAAUUGCCGUUGUUAUGUAAGCUUUGCACAGCAGAUGCAUUUUACAUGUUAAAUAUGGUUUGCACAUGUAUUGUAAUGUUUGAAAACUGGUUUAAAUAUACUGAGUUUGGUAUCCCUGUGGUUAAUUCGAUCAUCAUAGAUGACAUUCUUGUCCCCUGUCAA
Messenger RNA from Prosopis cineraria, 2111 nucleotides. Its product is annotated as putative disease resistance protein RGA4. Gene Ontology annotation, molecular function: protein binding. The coding region runs from base 150 to 1922 and encodes 590 amino acids. The transcript has 2 exons. The record is from RefSeq and is a predicted model, not a curated record. Gene Ontology annotation, biological process: defense response to other organism. NCBI's taxonomy places the organism in Eukaryota, Viridiplantae, Streptophyta, Magnoliopsida, Fabales, Fabaceae.